This is a messenger RNA of Drosophila willistoni, 2329 nucleotides long. RefSeq lists its product as uncharacterized. Bases 489 to 2066 code for a protein of 525 amino acids. The record is from RefSeq and is a predicted model, not a curated record. Lineage: Eukaryota; Metazoa; Arthropoda; Insecta; Diptera; Drosophilidae. The transcript has 6 exons.
ACGUGUGGAAACGGAACGGAACGACUGGGCCCCAAAAUCUCUGAGCGCGCCUUUAAGCCAAGUCAAGCCGAGCUUUCUGGUUUUUGAAUAAAUUGCUUCUUCCAAUCUCAUGUGUGUAUAGGUUUUGUUGUUGUUUUUGUGGCUGGGUGUGCCUUAACCGUUGCCAGCAACAGCAGUUCGACUACAACGCGUGAGCGGUCAACACGUAAGCCAAGCGUUGCGGGGCAGUGAGAGAAUAUUGAAACGGCGAGAACAGUGGCUGGGGGCAUAUUUAUAAACAGCAGCAACUCAAGUGUGAAUUGAUAUUGAGGUUAUGUAAGCGAAAGGCAAAACGCGAAAAGUACGCUAAAAUACAACAAUAGUAGCAGCAGCAGCAGCGGCAGCAAGAGAAGCGUAGUUGCAUUUGUCAAAGUCACACGACCAGCCCAAAUCGCAGAUUCCAGGCACGCGCGUUGAACGACUCGACGCUCACAUUCCACAUUCCGCAAAUGGAGGGAGAGGAUAUCAAGGCCCAGCCGCCGCGCACGCAAACGCAUCCGCUGCAGGAUGUCAGCCUCAACGAUGAUCAUAAUGAGGAUGAUGAGAAGCAGACGCCCAAAAAUUGGGUUAAAUUCGACGAUGAGGCCGAUAGCAGUGAAAAGAAUAAUAACAGUAAUGGUAGCGGCAGCAGCAACUUUGGAGAUGCCACACAACAACAACAAAACAAGUUAUCUCUGCCGCCGCCGCCGUCCGUAGUGAGCAGUAACAACAACAGACGUGCGCGCUCGCGCAGUCCCCAUCAGCAGCAAACAACAGCAACAGCAACGGAGGUAGAAGCAACAACAACAACAACACCUGUCCAACGCUCGGCAGUUUCCUCAACAACAACAGCAACUGCAUCUGCCUCUUUACCGGAUGUGGCGCCCGCUGUUUUGACAACUGAGAGUACGCACGUUAAUCUGAAUGCAUCCGGCAGUGGGAGUGGCAGUGGCAGUGCCAGCGGCCCCAGCCCAUCCCGCCAUCAGCACCCACCACAGCAGUUAAUAAACCAAAAAGCAAGUGCAGCCUCAGCCACCUCGACUUCAACAGCUGGGGGUGCGUCUUCCUCAUCUUCGGCUCUGUCCAGUCACCAGAAUGGAAAUGGAGCCACCAGCAUUGCCAUUCCUGCGGAUCAAUCUGCUGGCAUGCGCACAAUUGAACUGUCAACGGGUCGCAUUCGCGAGGGUUUUGCUAAUGGCGAUGUUAUUGUAACUCUGCUCCCGGCCAACACGAAAUGGCCCUGGAUCACGCCUGCCAUAUUUCGUCCUGAGCUGGUGCCCGAAGAGUUGAUGGCCCAGGGAUUGACACUUACCGUGGAGGAUUAUGUGAAUGCCAUGGAGACUUUGGUCAAUGAUUAUCGUUUUACCGUGUACAAUAUAUGCUAUAAGCGCAUUCUGGUCUGUUGGAUCCUGUUCGCUUUCACAGUGCUUUUGGCACUGUUAUUCUCUGGCCUCCAGGGCGUUGCCUUGUUCUCCCUGGGAGUGGGUUGGCUAUUUCUGAAUGCAGCUGCCAUUUUCCUCUGCAUGUGGGUUAAAUUGAGGCUUUCGCGUGGGCUUGAAAAGUGCUUGGCUCGGGUGAAUAAGCAGUUAAUGCGACACAAGAUACUUUUGGUGCUUGACGAUCGUGGACGGAUCUCCUGUCAUAAGGUCAACUUGUGCUUCAUGUACUUCGAUGCCACGCAGUGUGUUAACUUCUUGAAUGAAUUCCUCGAGCACACGGAGCAGAAUGGCGGUGAUGCCAUUAAGGCGGGAUGGGAGGCCAAAUUGGACAUUGAUGUGAAUGACAUAGUCAUUCAGGGUACUCAGCCAGUGAGGUUGUCCCGCAAACAGGAACGUGGAUUGCAGCUCUAUCUGAGAUACGGCUCGCGUUGGGGCAUGGAGGCCUUGCGGGGACUGGUGGAUGUCACCCCCAUCGAACCCGGCCGACAUUGCGGCCAAUUCCAGUGUCCCUGUCAGUACAUCAAAGAGCAUUUGCAAUGCAAACCGCGAGUUGCCAUAAACAGCAUUGGGCAAGUAGUUUGGACUCGUUUUCCCUUAUUUGGCGGCUAGAUUGGUUCUUAUACAGUACACACAGACACACAUACAUAUAAACAUGUACUCAUACAUAUGUGUCUGUACAGGGUGUUGGCCAAGCAACACACAAAUACCCACAAUAAUAAGCCAUUUCGAUAUUAAAUGCAUGAUCUGCUUCCAAAAACAGAUUGAAAACGAGUGAAUUUAACUUUAUAGAGAAAUAUUUUAUAUCUGCAUAUGUAUAACCCUUUUGGUCUACACAAAUAAAUUUGUCAAAUAUUCUGUUGUAACUAUUGUAA